Molecule: messenger RNA, 1369 nt
Organism: Dermatophagoides pteronyssinus (European house dust mite)
Lineage: Eukaryota; Metazoa; Arthropoda; Arachnida; Sarcoptiformes; Pyroglyphidae
Cellular component (GO): neuron projection; plasma membrane
Molecular function (GO): G protein-coupled receptor activity; peptide binding
Source: RefSeq, a predicted model, not a curated record
UGUAUCAACCUGUGUGAUUCAUCAGAAAAAUAAAACCUCUUCAACUUUAUUCGAAUCAACCAACCGCACAGAAGUCAUCGUACCAUUUCAUUGUCAAACAUAUUUGAUUAACUUUGAAUCUUUGAUUCAAAAAAAAAAUAAAUAAAAAAUAAAUAAAUCAAAGUGAAAUCAACAACAACAUAAUUUCAUCUCGGUGCUUGUGAAAAAUUCAGAAGAAUCAACAGAAAUGUCAACAUUUAAUAAUCUAUUUCCGAAUAAUUCGGAUAACAAUUGGAAUAAUAAUUGGAAUAAUUUGUUUAAUCGUACGGCGACAACAAUCGGACAUGGAAUAAAAUUCGGCGGUAAUGAAAGUGAUUCAUUACCAUUUGAUCAAACUCCGACCGAAAUUCGACAAUAUUUGCUCAUAUUUCGUCUUGUAUUACUUGGUAUCGGUACAUUUGAUACAAUAUUAUUAUUGGCUAUUUAUAUUAAAUGUACCGGUAUUAUAAAUAAUUGUUUGGGCGUUUAUGUAGCCAAUAUUAGUAUUGCCGCCUUGAUCGAUAUGAUCGAUGCUGCUAUUUGGUCAAUCAAUGAAUUUGGUUAUAAAAUUGAAGAUUUUAAUCUACCAUGGUGGGUGGAAAAAAUGUCCAAACUACCACAAUUCGGCCUGCCAACAAUAUCAUUAUUCUUUUUGCUAUUAAUAAUUGAUCGAUUUUUUGCCACCUGUUUCUCAAACUGCCAUAAAGGAUGUUAUGGUUCGAAAAUAAAUGCUAUAUUUAUUAUAAUACUAAUAUGGUUAGGGUCAUUUUUUAUGACAUUCAUAUUGGUAUUCAAAGAUAUGCUAUUCGAACAUGAUAAACUUUAUGAAUUGCUACGUUUCUUAAUCUCAUAUGUUGGCCCAUUUGGAAUCAAAUUAUUAUUAAUAUUAAUUCUAUUCGCUAAACGUAAAGUUGUACCGGAUAGUGAACAAAGCCAGGCAUUCAUACAUCGACAACGUGAAUCAUUAUAUUAUGUAUUGACUAUUGUAACAUUACAUCUUUUAUUUAGUGCACCAUAUUAUGCAACACAAAUUAAUUAUUAUUUUCAUCUAGUACAAAUUCGUAUCGAUGAAUGGAUUAUCUGGCUUUUAUAUGCUCUAAGCGAAUUACCGCUUAUGCUCAAUCCAAUAUUUGUCCUAUCUAUUGAUCCAGAUUUUCGAGAUUCACUUAUUUUUGUCUGUACUUGUUCAUCACGUAAUCGUAGAGAUAUGAUUGAUCUUUGUGAUGAUCAUGCCGAAUCACAACCAUUAGCACCGAUGGCAACAUCACCUGUCACUGAAGAAAAAGAACAUCUUGAUGAAGCUGAAUCAUAAAAUCAUAUUAAUGAUAUAAAAAAUUUUAAUUUUUAAAAA